Numida meleagris (helmeted guineafowl) is the source of this 2641-nucleotide messenger RNA. RefSeq names its product synaptogyrin 3 (gene SYNGR3). The record is from RefSeq and is a predicted model, not a curated record. Gene Ontology annotation, cellular component: synaptic vesicle membrane; neuromuscular junction. NCBI's taxonomy places the organism in Eukaryota, Metazoa, Chordata, Aves, Galliformes, Numididae. Bases 73 to 765 code for a protein of 230 amino acids. The transcript is spliced from 4 exons.
CGCGGGGCGCGCGCGUGGCUCGGCUCGGCUCGGAGCGGCGCGGGAGCGAAGCGGAGCGGGCGGCGGAGGAAGAUGGAAGGAGCGUCCUUCGGUGCGGGCCGGGCCGGCGGCGCCGUCGACCCCCUGGAUUUCCUCAAGCAGCCGCAAACCAUCCUCCGGGCGACGGCCUGGAUCUUUUCCAUUGUGGUGUUUGGCUCCAUUGUGAACGAGUGCUAUGUGAACAAGGAUGGCACAGACCCUGAGCUGCACUGCAUCUUCAACGAGAAUGACAGUGCCUGCAGCUACGGCAUUGCCAUCGGCAUUAUUGCCUUCUUUGGAUGCAUGUUCUUCCUUGUUGUGGACCUCCAGUUCCAGCAGAUCAGUAGCGUGAAGGACCGCAAACGAGCUGUCCUGCUGGACCUGGGCUUUUCAGGUUUCUUGUCCUUCCUGUGGUUUGUAGCCUUCUGCUUCCUAGCAAACCAGUGGCAGCGGACAACGAUGAGCAAAGGGGCUUCGCAAGGAGCAGAUGCUGCCCGAGCAGCAAUUGCCUUCUCUUUCUUCUCCAUCAUCGUCUGGGUCGCGCUGGCGCUGAAGGCGCUGCAGCGGUACCGCCUGGGCACCGACAUGUCGCUCUUCGCCACCGACCAGUUCGCCACCGACCCCAACGCCGCGUACCCCGGCUACCCCACCGGCAGUGGCAUCGAGAGCACAGAGACCUACCAGAGUCCCCCGUUCACCGAGACCUCGGAUGCCAACCCGAAAGGUUACCAAGUGCCAGCAUACUGAGGGAGGAGGGCGCGCGGCCGUGUACAAAUAGACCGAGUCCUAUGGUGCAGUACAGUUAACCGGUUGAUUGCAAAUGUAUUCAGUACCAUUUCCUUAAUGUGGCAAGUCAGUGCUGGGUUCCUUACUAUUAGCUAGUUGUGCAGUGAAUUCUGUACAGUGGUAUUGGUUCUUGUCUUACCUGUCCAAGGGUUUUAUAAAAGCAGUGUUCCCUCUAAGUCGGAAGAAAGAAGGUCGCUACUCCACGUGGCAGAAGAUAACUCAGUACCUUCUCCGAGGCUUGUUUUAACACCGCUGGGCACUAGGUGCCACAGAGUGCCCGGGAAAGCCAAAAAUACCUUUUCCUGCUAGAAAACACAGUAGCUGAUGAGUUGUUUAUCUCGUUCUUCCAGAGCUAACACAGAUGUGGUCUCGUUGCAGCAAGGAGGGCUGAAGCUGGGGCGGUCAGCCCUGGGCUGGUCCUGCUGCUGGCAGAGCUUUCAUGUACAGCACAGAGAGCAGAGGCCAUGGAAAGUGCCAAAUUUACAAAGAAAUAAGUGGUGUCUGUGUUACUUUUAUUUGUAUAUAUUUAUUGUACAAAAAACCACGACCAAACAGGUGUUUCAAACAUAGUUCAGGGUGCAGGGGGCAUGGGGGCACAGAAGUUUGGGUUUUUUGUUGAAUAUCCAAACUGCUUCUAUGCUUCCACGCGGUUCUGGUUGAGAAUACAGAAAGUUGUGUUUGAAACUUGCUUUGGAAAAGAAUUCAGCAAUAGUUGUCUGCUAAUUAGAAAUAGGCUUUUAUCAGUGGAAAAUAGGGCGUGUUACAGUUCCACUUCGUUGUGGAGUUGUUGAAGUUUGCAAAUUUACAGAUAGUUCUGAUUGGCAACACUGAACUCUUGCUCACUCUCAGACCCAGAGCUGCCAACACAAAAGGUGUGGGUGCCUCAGUGACUCAAAUUCUAAGUCAAUUAGGAAGCAGAUUGUAACUUGUGGUUUUUCUGCUGGGAGCAGCCACCAUCUGCCGUAAUUGCAGCAAAAUCCUCAGGUGUAAACGUUUGUGUUGCACUGCAGUCCCUGGCGGUGUGGAAUUCAAAGGGAGCACCGAAGGGACUCGAUGGGCUUUGAAAUCUGUUGUGGGGGUGCACGUGGCACACGUUUGCCAAUAGUGGGAGAACAGAGCGAAUGAUAAAUGACUGAGGAGGAGACUGAGUUCGGUUUCCAACAGAAUUACAGCCUUGUUAAUACCAGAUUGAUCUGAAAAAUGCAGCAGAUGCUCAUCAGCAGCUGACCUGCUGGGUGUGCGGUGGCUGUGAGCAGAGCUGGGUGCUGCUGAGGGCAGAGCACGGUGGCUGAGCUGUGGGCCUGUCUGGGGUAGAGUCCCCCCCAGCUCACCCGGCUGCAGGGAUCCUUCACUGCGCUGUUGUCGCUGGCAGAGCUGUGUGUUGCCUUCUGACCUCACAAGCAAUAGAUAAAGGACUGCCCCAGCUGUUCUUGUAGCAAAAAAUCCAGCGGUUUUUUGUCAUCAUCGUUAGCACAGCUCAUUUCUGCUGCUAAAUUGCAAAUAAAUGCGUUAAUUAAUAAGCAGCAAAACUCAUCACAGGCAGUCAUUAUCAGUGACAAAAUGCAUAACUUGAAUACCCCACUAUUUAGGUCAGAUUAAAACUUGCAUUCACAGUGAGCGCUGGCUUUCCUGGAUCCGGAUCUGCCAGCGCUGCCAGAGCUGUGCAUUUCCCAACUCUGAUGCUUCUCCUGCAGAGCUGCAGAGCCCUGCCCUCUGUGUGUAGUGACACAGGGACCUGACAUCCCUUACAGCUUUUCCUUGCAGUGACAGCACUGGGUGCUCCACAACUUCCCCCCAGUACCUUUGCGUCCACUCUGAGGUCUGAACUCAGUGUUAG